This is a messenger RNA of Myripristis murdjan (pinecone soldierfish), 3130 nucleotides long. RefSeq names its product adhesion molecule with Ig-like domain 3 (gene amigo3). The transcript is spliced from 4 exons. Gene Ontology annotation, biological process: brain development. Gene Ontology annotation, cellular component: membrane. The record is from RefSeq and is a predicted model, not a curated record. Lineage: Eukaryota; Metazoa; Chordata; Actinopteri; Holocentriformes; Holocentridae. Gene Ontology annotation, molecular function: protein binding. The coding region runs from base 1399 to 2868 and encodes 489 amino acids.
UCGGCUCAGCUCAGAGCACGCCAUAAACAGACGGGAGACAACACUGGCGGGAUACAGCUAAACCUCCCAGUGCACUCACAUCUGGCAUAGAGACAGAUGCAGAUAUAUCAGCACCUCAGGAUAUAUUAGGAACACACUUUAAUGCACCUGGAUUUAACAGAAAGGACUAAGUAGAACUUUUUUUUUCUUUGUGUUGCAGUACAGUUUUGCUUUUCUCUUGCUUUUUUUGUGCUGGACCCUUGUGGAUGAGAAUGGGGAGAUAAAGGAUGAAGAGUGGCUCACUGGGGGGCAAAUAUGGCUGUCUGGGAUUUUUUACAGAAGGGGAUGAAAGCCUGCUCUUUUGCAUGAGCCUUCUUCAAAACCACUCACCCACCACCUGCUAAAAAAAGGAACAGCUAUACAAAUUGGCUGAAGGAAAAAGACGAAAGCGAGACAAAGAGAGAGGGAGAGAGGAGAGAUGUGUGCAUUUGGCAUGAGCGCUGUGUGCACAAAACAAGGGUUUCCAGCACAACUGUCUGUGUGAUUGGGUGAAGUGAAGUGGACAGAGUGCUGACUUCUUUGAAAAGCUGAUACGCGACUUGGGUGGUCUGUGGGCGGCAGACAGCUGGGGCCGUGAUUCACGAAACCCGACUUGGCGUGAAAAGGAGAGACACUACAACUAAAGAUGAGGAUUCUGUCACGAUAGGAGCUGAAAGAGAGGAGAAGGUGCGCUUGUGCGGAGGGGAGAGUAUCUAGCUUGGCUUGCAGACGGGGAAAUGACUUCCAUCUGAGCCUGUUCUGUGGACGUCAGGGUGAAAACAAGCGACCUCUUGGAGUUGUUUCUCCAGCCAACAAAAUGCUAUUCCACUCCAACAAUAACAACGCACUGAUAAACAGUAUGAUGUAACGUACACAGGAACCAGUAAUCCAUCAUUAACAUCAUCACCAACAGACUGAGAACUUAUUUUAUAGUUGUGGAUAUACAAAGGCCUUGUUAUGAUAUUAAUGGACUGUCCAGAGGUGGAUGCGUACAGAUGCGAUCACCUCAUUUACCAUUAACCCGGUCAGGCAAAACAAACAAUCACGCCAGAGCAGAGGCUGGGAGCAGAAAUGAAACAGAGAAGCCUGAGCGGAAGCAGAGGAGAAAGGAACAACUUCCAGCUAUAAAGGGACUACGGCAAGAAAAAGACAAAAAUGAGCAAAUACAGACAAAGUUUAGUUUGCAUAGAGAUAAAAAAUUUUGUCUUAAGAAGUGAAAUGAAUCAGAGAGCACAACAUGAAGGAUAUAUACACAUGAAAAAUCUGCACUGGCUGUUCUGAAAGACAAAAUAACUCAAAGAAAUAAGCUGGACCACGCCAAGAGAACUAUUGACAGUACACUGGCUACUGUGCCUGUGUCCAGAGCCUGGGGUUUGCAGUAUGCUGUGUAAUGGUGGUAACAGUGGUGGUGUCAGUUGUGUGCAGAGUGCAGUGGUACCAACAGCUACAGCAACACCAUCAUCAUGGUGGUCUGUUGUUGUGCUGUUAUUUUGUUUUGUACUCCCACAGCUGAGCCCUGCCCAGGCCAGCGUCUGCCCGCCUGGUUGCAUCUGUGCCUCUGAUAUCCUCAGUUGCACCGCCCUGGGUCUCCAACAGGUCCCCAGGGAGAUGCCCGUCUCUCCUGUCACUUUGGAUCUUAGCCAUAAUCGGAUAGUGCAAUUGGAGGAGGGCAGCUUUGGAAGACUUCCUCGUUUGGAGACAUUACGAGUAGCGCACAACCAGCUGACUGGGAUUAAACCAGGGGCCUUCCAAAACAGCUCACUCCUAAGACACCUGGACCUGUCGUCCAAUCAGCUCCAUGUACUUGAGCAGCACUAUUUCCUGGAGUUGUCAGGAUUAGAGGAACUGUUGCUGUUCAACAACCGUAUCAUCCACGUGGAGAGCCAAGCACUGGCUGCGCUGGGCAGCCUCCGCAAGGCCUACCUCAGCCACAACCGUCUCACCAAUUUCCCCUUCUUUUCCAUCCAGGAGCACAGCCACCCUUACCUAUCCAUGCUGGACUUGUCCUCAAACCGCCUGCCCAAACUACCCCUGGAGGCCAUAUCAAACUUACCUCUGGCUGUCCAGAGUGGACUCUAUCUCCACAACAACUCCCUGGUGUGUGAGUGCUCCAUGUAUGUGCUGCUACGUCACUGGGAGCAGAGAGGCUAUGCCUCAGUGAAAGACUUCAGACAAGAGCACACAUGUCUUGUCUUUGGGAUGCAGGCAGGUACUGUGCGUUUCUUCCAGCAGGGCCCCCUCUUUGAAAACUGCAGCUUGACUGUGAUGACUCAGCUCAGCCUGAAGGGAGAGCAAGAGAGUAAUGUUCUGGUGAAGCCAGGUAAAGCGGCGCUGCUGCACUGCUUGACGAAUCUCACAGGGAAGCAUGUGAAAUUUUUCUGGGUCUCGCCUCAUCAGGAGUACGUGGUCCCCCCAGGAAACAAUGGCGCAUUGAAGAUGUAUGCCAAUGGCACCUUGGAGAUUGUGGCGGCAAAAGCAGAGGAUUCCGGCAUCUACUGGUGUAUGGCUUUGGAUCAACAGCUUAAGCGCAAUGAGACACGACUGGUCAAUGUGACGGUGGCACCAUACCACGACGGCGAGCAUCACGAGCCGUUCAACACUGGGUUCACCACCCUCCUGGGCUGUGUGGUGAGCUUGGUGCUGGUUCUCAUGUACCUCUACCUGACACCCUGCCGCUGCCCACCAUGUCGUAAGGCCCCUUCCCCGGCCACAACUACCCCAAGCCCAGGGAAUGAGGCUGGGGCAGGGAGCGCUCAAUCUUCCAUCCUCACUCCCACCCCGCCGGCCACCACAGAGGGGCCAGGCCGCAAGAUUUACCCGUAUACCUUCUACCUCCACUCCAUCCCCUAGUUCCCUGUCUUUCAAUAGUCCUCAUUCUCCCCAUUCCACUCCCUCACCAUCUAUAACUCCUCUACUUACUAUUUAUUUUUUCGAUUUUCUCUCCCUCAUCUUUCUUGUCUCACAAAUACCCCUAACCACUGCACCGCUCCAUCUGACUCAAGACAUCUUUUUUUUCUCUAUUUGUUCUCCCUCCAUCUUCAGUGCAGUUCUCCAAUCCCAUGUCUUCCCUCAUUCUCUCUCUCUCUCUCUCUCUCUCUCUGUCUCUCUCUCU